CCCUAGCCCUCUCCCUCCCUUAUAUCUCAAUCCACCGCUGCCCCAACCCUAGCCCAACCCAAUCCGCCGCCGUCCUCUUCUCCAGUCGCACCGGCGACCUCCAACCUCAUCGCCGGCAGCCCCUCCCCUCUCCUCCUAGAUCCACUCGGGCUACUCAUGUCGUGGCCAUCCUCUCUCUCCUCUCUCUCCACCGCACACCACUCCUCUCACUCCCCCAUGCAGCGAACCCUAGCGCUCCCCAAUCCAGAUCCCUCCCCUCCCCUCGCCGCCAUCCACCGCCGCUCGCCGCCGGCCUCAACCCCCUCCCUCGCCUGCCCUCUGAACACUGUCGCCUGCCAGAUCCACUGCAGCCCCCACCCUGGCCUCUCUCUCCCGUACUGCACGCCGCCGCCACACACGGCACCGCGCAACAAGGGGCUCGCAUCGCUCCGACCAGAUCCGAUUGGCGCCUCCCUGGCCUCGGAUCAGGCCUGCACGACCCGGGUGCCACCACGGCCACCACCGGGAGGCGUGGAUUCAUGCGUGCUCCAGUUGCGGGUUCGUGUCCUCAAGGUGCACAAGAGACCUCGUCUCCACUCCAAGGCCAUUCGUGCUGGCGUAGAUUGGCGUGAUCGCACACGUUGGCUGGACGGCGGCGACACUGACCUCCUCCGCCGGGUCUCCCAAGAGGCCGUGCAUCCUGCCGCGACCACCUCUACUGCGACGGUGGUGGCCGACCUGCAAUGCGACCGCUGCAUCGCCAGUAACCUCUUCGGCACGCCCCGAUGCUCCCCUCGCUCUGGGCACCCAAUGCCAGGCAGGCUGUGGAUGCCCGGACCUCAACGCCGGCCGUGCUACUCCAGCUGCUCCAUCCACGGCCAUGCUCAACUUCGCUCCUGUUCAGUUGCCGCAGGAUCUAAUGUUGUUUAGGUUGCUGCUGCUGUGACGGAAGACCAGAAGAGGCAUUGAGAUGCGCACCAUAGUUUUAGUUGAUGUUGCACCAUGUUCUGGUGCUUGUGUCUCUGUUUUUGCUCGUAAGCACACUUGUAUGUGCUUGUGUAUCGUGCUUGUGCAUCUGUUUUUGCUUGUUUAAGUUGAUGUUGGACGUGCGGACUUGUAUGUGCUGUUGUGUGUAUUUGGCUAAAUCAUUCUGAAUUUAAUCAUUUAAUCAAGAGA
Messenger RNA from Triticum aestivum (bread wheat), 1155 nucleotides. RefSeq lists its product as uncharacterized. Bases 157 to 909 code for a protein of 250 amino acids. NCBI's taxonomy places the organism in Eukaryota, Viridiplantae, Streptophyta, Magnoliopsida, Poales, Poaceae. The transcript is spliced from 4 exons. The record is from RefSeq and is a predicted model, not a curated record.